Melopsittacus undulatus (budgerigar) is the source of this 8471-nucleotide messenger RNA. RefSeq names its product cilia and flagella associated protein 46 (gene CFAP46). Gene Ontology annotation, biological process: cilium movement involved in cell motility; axoneme assembly. Gene Ontology annotation, molecular function: protein binding. The transcript is spliced from 59 exons. NCBI's taxonomy places the organism in Eukaryota, Metazoa, Chordata, Aves, Psittaciformes, Psittaculidae. The coding region runs from base 1 to 7902 and encodes 2633 amino acids. The record is from RefSeq and is a predicted model, not a curated record.
AUGGAGCUGGCCGUCAGGGAGCGGCUCUUGGCGGCCGAGAGAUGCCGAGAUGUUCAGGCUUUGAAGAAUGCUUAUGAGUUAAUCAAAUCAGCCAGUCAAGGAGAAUUUGAAGUUGACUCAUCUGAUAACUUCAGCACUGACUUAUAUGUUUUAUGUGCUGAACAAGCAUUUCAGCUGGGGUGUCUGGAAAUGAGCAGAGACUGUCUAGAGAUGUAUUUUAAAGGAAGAUUUCCUGUGAACCAGUUUCUUGGCAGAGCAUAUUUAUGCCAAGGCCAGUUGCACACUCCACUGUCUACAGAUAAUUUGGAAGCCUUUGAAAAGUUUGUGCAGCUUUUUAUGAAGGCAAUAGAUUUUGCCAUCCAUGAUCAAAGAUACUAUUUUUUGAUAUAUAAUGCCUCAGUUCUCUAUUGGAAACUUGUAAAGCCAUAUCUGAAGCCUGGAUUCCGCUAUUGCCUUAUUCCCAGCCUUUCUCAUAUUGUUAAAGUGUUAAACCAAACUGAAGAGCAAGACCAUGAAUGGAGAGCAGAACUCAUGAUAAAUUUACUCGAGUGCUUCCUCGAUGCUUCAAAACUGGAAGAGGCAAAAGAGUUUUCCUCUGCUGCAGCAGUCUUUAUCAAGGAGAAUGUUCCAGAUAAAUACUCUCAAAUAUUUGCUCUAAUGGUAUAUCACAAGCUAAUGGAUAUUUCCCAGGUAGAGAAGGAAAUACAAAAUUCCAUCUAUUUUUCAAUUAUUUAUAAAAUGCAAGUGUUCAAAUUGCAGUGGGACACAAAUGAAUUUCCAAGGGAUGCCACCGCAAAUCUGAAUUCUUUAUAUGUACUUUUGAAACAAUAUGAUGUACCUCCAGCAUCUGUUCUAAGUGUGAAGAUUCCUUUGAUUCUGGAAUUAGGCCGAUUUUCUUUGAAAGCAAACUACAUUGAGCUUGCAUAUGAUUGUAUACUUGAUUUGAAGAGAGCUGGGAUUACUGAGCAACGGAAACUUAUUGAAAUAGAAUGCCUGGAAUGUGAAUAUGAAGCAAAAAAACUUGGCACUAAAAUUGUGACUUAUACCCAAGGAGUUGUUGAGGCUCAACUGGAAUUGAUAAAAAAUCUUGAGUUAACUUUAAGACGUGCAGUUCGAUUGGGUGAUCCUGCUGUGAUCCAGGUUGUUUGUACAACCCAGUGGAACCUGUGCUUACCACUACUACAGCACAAUUUACAUCAAUGUGUACGAAAGCCAUUGAUAUCAGUUGCUGAUGUCCUUGAAGAGAUUGACAGUGUGUUGGUUUUGUUGCGUUGCCAAGUUCAUAUGGAAGUAUCUCGUAUUGAAGAAGAUGGGGAUAGAAUAGAGGCUGCUGUGGAACAUUUACAAAAAGCUAUACAUCUAAACAGCAGUGGGCAAUAUCAAGAACAUCUAAGAUUGGCUUUUAACCGUCUUCGUGUGUGCAGUAUGCUGUGUAAGUCACCUGAGCGGCUAGAGGAUCGGGCAGUAAUGAUGAUUGAACUGGUUAAAAGGGGGAAGCAGAAAGAUAAUGCAAGGCAAAAGAGAUACCUGCUGAUAAAUGCAGGUCUUGCACUGGCUCCUGAUUCAUUUCAGAUAGUGCUUGACAGUGAAAAUGAAGCUAAAGUUCCCUCAGGUGAAAGCAGUAGUCAAAUAAGCUACCUCUGUGCUAAAGCACAACAUCAUAUUAAAAGUGUGAAGAAAGUUGAUGAACAUUUGAAACACCUGAGAAAUGGAAAUGACAGAGAGAGAAUUAGACUUUGGGCAGAUUUGGCAAAAGUUGCACGUAAGCAAGAAGUGUGGGAUGUCUGCCGUGCAGCAUGCAGAUUCUGCCUCUGGUAUGAUGAUACUUUGUUUAGGAAGGUAGCAAAGCCUAAAAAAACACAGAAGAAGAAAGCUACUACAGCUGUGAUGGAUGAUAGUCAAGGUGACAGUUUACCAGUAGAAUCAUUACUAAGUACUAAAUCCUUCUCUUUUGAAAGAGAUUUACUCAGAAUAUUAGCAGAAAUAAGAUUCAUUAAUGCAGAGGCAACUGUUCAUUUAUUAAGAUCGCAGGGAAUUGAACUGAAUGAUCAUGCUGUACCUCCAGAAGAUGCAAAUCAGUGUCAUCCAGGAUAUGUUUCAUAUCUGUCUGAAAGUGAUCUAGAAUGGAAAACAUACAGUUUAUGGAUAGACCGCUUAUCUCAGUAUGCUAUGGAAAACUUCCAACGUGCAGCCGAAAUAGGAGAAGAAUUGAAUGAAGCCUGGAUUGUUCACAAUGCUGUGGUAUAUACCUUAAACUACAAUAGACAUCUUAUCUCCUCAGGAAGACAGAGGGAAAUCACCGAGUACCUGCACACUCUUCUUGGAGCCAUCAAGACUGUUGGGCACAAUGGAAGUGCUGAGAUUUUAUCGAUGUUAUGUAAUGCUUUGGCUCGAGGAUUAAUUCUUUGUUGGAUUCCAAAUCCAAAACUCUCUGAGAUGAUAAAAAAAGAUAAAGCAGACAAAAGCAGAAGAGCUUCAGUAAAGAAACAUGAAAAAGCAAAUACCAUCCAGUCUUCUUUAGUAGAUCCCAGUGGACUUACUGAUAUCAAAGCUGCCUUAGAGAUCUGUGAAUUUGCCCUAAAUGUGAUAACUGGAAUCGCACCUAAUGAAACGGUACCUAUUGCGGCACAACAGCAGGUCAUUGCUACAUGGGUGAAAGCCAAACAGUUAAAUCAGGAACAGAUCGGACAUAAACUUGGGCCAGAGGAGGAGAAUAAUGAUGAAGCACAAAAUCCUAUGACAAGAAUUCUUGUUGGCCUAGAAAUGUAUUCAUGUAAUGGCUUGGGUCUCAUGGAUUUCACUGUUCCCAGCUUACCUCAGUUAGUGAAAUUGGCUUUGGAAUGCAGUUGGUCAGAUUCCUUGGUGGAACUGCAGACACUGGCACGAUUUACGUAUUUUGCAUAUGUAUCACAUGACUAUGAAACAGUGAUGACUUGUUCCAAAAGGAUCUUGCAGUCAGAUGAGAACUUUUUCUGUGAUGGAGAUGCUAAGAAAUGUGAAAUGCCUGGUAACAGAGUGAGGCAAGAAAUGUUGAGCAUUACUGCCUGUAUACAAGGGAAGAGUAUAAUGGAAAAUUUGCCUGGAAGAAAACAUUUGCAUGUAGCAGCAUCAAAAGCCUUUGUCCAGAGUGCCAGGUAUGCAGGUGAAGCCGGGAAUUAUUCCCUUGUAAUGUUUGCAGCUAGACACUUCUGGAAUGCAUGUUUACGUUUGCUACGUUCUCCACGUUACAGAAAGCAGCUUAAAGAACCUACUGAAAUAAUUCUGGAGAGUAUAAUUAAAGCAGAAUCUAAAAAUAAACAGGAGAAGAAGGAAAUAUUGCCUUUGCACCAGUGGAGUACAAAGGAUUUUCAAAAUAUUGGGUUGUCAGCUGGAUGCUUUCUCCCAGGAGCUGAGGAAGACCUGACAUUAAGAGCCUCCCUAUAUGGGUUGUUAUUCCACAUACAUGCUGAUAAAGCUGAUUGGGAGACAGCAUUAAAAGUCCUGAGUGAAGCUGUUCAAGUUUUGCCUCAGACAAGACACAGGCUCCUGCUUUUUAAACACAUGGUUGCAGUGAAGGCACGAUUGGGAUGUGAUUUUAUGAUGGAUAUUCAGAAAUUCAGAGACAAAAGUGAAGAUUACUUGUCACGUAUGUGGCAUCACUUGGCAACAGCUUCCAGAAAUACUGUUGGACAGUUAAGCUGUUUUCAAAAUGGAGUCACUGUUUUACAGAAACAAGAAAAUGAAUGGCAGAAAGUUGAUUAUCUGAUUGAGUUUGCUGAAUGGUUAUACCAUAACCAGUUUCCCCGUGAUGAUGUUAUUAAACCUCUUGACUGGGUUGUAGAUCUUUUGCUACAUAUGAAAUUUCCUACGCAGUCCUCACAAGAAGAAGAAAAAGAUAAUAUACCAAAAUUUUCUCCUACAGAAAAUUUGAAGACAGAUGUUGGAGCAAAUGAUACCAUGCCCCAAAUUAAUUUGGAAGAUCUGAGUGAUAUUAAACAGUUGGAAGCUUUGUUUAGAGCACAGACAUUAAUAGCUUUAAUUUCUGGUCAUAGUUCUCCUUUUCAUCAGCAGCACUGUUUGAUGGCAUAUGCUUGUAUCAUCCGUAUCUGGCAGGUAUCAUUGUCAGCAUCAGGUCCUAUUACAAAAGUACUAUCAAAGUCUUCCCCACUUACAGCUCCUCAGAAGGUACAGUCAGUAAUUGCUCCUAAAAGAGAGAAGGAAAAAAAGAAACAUGUAAGAACCCUUUCCUGGAAAGGGUCAGUUCAUACCUUACCAGCAAAUGUAGAAGAAUGGGCUUAUUAUGACUGUCCCAGUGAAAUCAGAGAUACUUUUAAACAGAAAACAAAUAGUUACGGUAUUAACUGGGAUAAUUUCCCAAAACCUACUUGCACUUUGUAUUUUAUGGACCUUUUAUCUGAAGAACUACAGAAAAUUUUUUGUCCCCACUUCAUUCUUCCCAUCUUGCAGCUAGCGGAAGUUAUUGCUAAUGAAGUUGUGGAAUGCCGAAGUCUGUCUGAUCUCUAUCACCUUCGAAUAGCUUUGAUCUGUUCAGACCUAAAACUGAAUCAGGCAUCUUUGUAUCAUGAGAAAGCAGCUGGAGAAACCUACAUUAGUGAAUUAGAACAGGCAAUGUGUAGGCAAGAAAUUGCACUGAAAAAAGAAAAAAAUUUAAAUACUAUGACAGAAGAAAAAGAAACAUUUUUUGAAAAUGCUCAGCAGAAUGGUAGCAGGGAUAAGAAUAUCCUUACUUCAAACAAAAAGGUUUUUGAGUUAAAUAAAGCAACAGGGAAAGGACUGAGUGCACUUUCUUUCCCUUCUUUGUGGAUAGAAAAAGCUGAAGUAUUAAUCCAACUAGGCUUGUAUCAACCAGCAAGACUUCUGCUUUCAGAGGCCCAUGCUGCAGCACAGGAAUUGAGAGCCCUAUAUGAUGUGUCAAGGUGCUUGUACUUACUUGCUGUAUUGGCUAACCUGGAAAAAAAACACAGACAAGCUAAAGCACUCCUGGAGAAAGCACAGCUUCUAGGAGGAGAUGAACAGUUUUGGUACAACAGUACUCUUAGUCUAAUAGAAGCAAUUCUAGAAGAAGAUAAGGAAGGAAAACAAAGCAUGGCUUGUGAGAUACUGGAACACACUGUAAAUGUACUCAGAUCUACUUUACUGAAGAGACCUAACAGACAAUCAGAGUUGGGUUUUAUAAUUACAUCCCUUGAAGCCAGGAAAACACUUAUUGAGAUACAUUAUGCCCAAGAUUGUAUGACAAUUAAUGGUAAGUCUUGUCAGUUGCCACAUACGCUGCAGGAAUCUUACAAGAAAUUAGUUCAAAUUGCGAAGGACUUUAGUCAUUAUGGGCAUAAAGUCUGCAGUGCUGAGAUACUGCUACAGUGUGCAAAUAUUCACAGGGUGAUUGCCAAGGAGGAAAGAAAUGAACUAAAAAUACAUAGUCACUAUCUAGAUGCUUACAACUUAGCUCAGAGGGCAGUAUCCAGAACUGAGGAGGUGUUUCAGCAUGUUUGGUGCUUAUUUGCAGUUCAUGAGACUACCAGUAUUAGUAUCCCAUUAAUGAGGCAACUAGCCAACAGGAAAAUAAAUCUUGUAGAGAUUCUUCUGGAUAUUUUUCAUCUUGUUAUUGCUAAGAAAAGGCUUAAAAAAGUGGAAGAAGCAUCACCUCAUGAAAUAGUGGAGGCAUUCAUCAGGGGAACUAGUGAAGAUGAUCCAAUAGAACAGGACUGGAAGCGUAUGGAAGGCGCUGUGGGCCAUAUUGCACUGGCUCAGCUAGCAAAUGUGCAGAAUCUUUGUAAAGGCUGUCCUGACAUCAAAUCCAAAUGCCUUUAUCUCAUUGGAAAAACUCUUCAUUUACUUGCCAUUAGCAUAGAUCCUGUGCAUUCAGAGAUUUACUGGAAGCCAAAUGUUAUGGAAGAAGCUAAAUCAGACAUGGCAAAAACUUCCCUGACUUCAGUAGAGUGCAGUGAAAAGGAAGUGACUGACAGCACUUUACCAACUGAUCAAUGCCAAUAUGACAAGUAUAGGAAGAAAAUGCAAGAGUUAAAGAAGGAACAUAGGUUGGCUCAGAAAUAUCUUUCUCAAUCCAGUGAAGCUUUGCUACAGUGCAUGGGUAUUGCAUUCAAUCAUGAUAUUACUGAUAUAUUGGCUACUGCUAGUUUUGAAAUGGUUGAAUGCUUUCAGCAAUUUGAUCCAGUUUCAACAAGCCAAUUUUUGGCACUUCAUCAGAGCUGUUCAGCAUCUAUGACAAUGAAGAAUAUCCUUCUAACUGCUACAUCUAACACCAGCAGCUCUCAGCUGGCAGCAUUAUUACACCUUCAGAAUCAUUUAAAACAAAACAGAAACAUGAGUGAUCUUCUAAAACGUGUGGAACAGCAACUGACUGCUGCUUCAGUGGCAUGGAGAAAUCUCUGUAUUCCUGUCGAACAUUUUAAUAUAAUGGAAAAAUUGACAUCUAAUUUCUACAUAAUUAUUCUCCAGCAUUCAGAAGACAGAUCACAUUUGUACAGCUCAUUGAUUGAAGUGGCAAAAGUAAGUACUGCACAGCAAAGAGGAAAACCCACUCAGCCAAUGAUGCAAGCUAAAGUUUAUCGAUUUCCUGUGAAUCCUGAUGCAUUUUGCAUUUUGUUGGAGAAAGUGCGUCUUUACAAGCAGCGAAGGGAGAAGACUUACAUUAAACAGACUUUCAUUCAAAACUUGCAAAGCUGUGUCUCCAAAACGGAUGUGAUUCCAACAGAGAAAAUACCUGAUAAUGGAUGUGGUUUGAUAUCAGAUUUCUCUGAAAUAUUAGAAAUGAUGGAAGAAUAUCUGAAACCAGUGCUGUCACAUGUUGAUUUUUGUGAUGUCAGAGAACAGAGCACACCAGUUUCAGCAGCUGAAUCAAGAAAAAUGAAAGUGAAAGAUCAAAACACCAAACACUUCACAGCACGGGGUACACUUGUGGAUUUAGGAUUAUGCGUGGUAUUACUAGGCGAUACAUUAUUUAUGGAAUUGCCUUUGGAAGCUCUGAGUAUCUUUAAAGAGGAAGGAGUGAGUUCCGUAUCCAGAGAUUUUUCUCUCCAGAUUCUGUACAAUCGAGUACAUCUGGCUAAAUCAGAGUCUGAAGUCAAAACAGAUGUUGGAAUAUCCAAAGAAACAAAACCAAAAGCUCAUCAGAAAAAGAAUGUCAAAAAGGCUCCAGUUAAUCAUGAUUUACCCUCUAAUUGCUUGCCUGUUGAUGCUAAUAAUUUUAAAUAUGUUGUGGACCCCUACAAUGAAGGAAGCGAAGCAGAAGCUUUAAGUCCUUCCCUAAAAAUAAAGGAAAUCCUGGAAAAAUACCAUGACCUAUUUACACAGCAGUGGGAAGGAGUUAUUGGCAGCAUACACAUUCCAAGCCAAGCCGAAUGGGAGCAGCUGCUGACAAACUGCAGUGCAUUUCUGUUCUAUGGAAUGGAGAGAUUCAUGUCUCACAUUUUACUCAACAGACUGGUUGCUAUGAAUAUCCCAAAAUGCCAUUUGAUGAUACUUCUAGACCUGGUGCGAUCCAAGCAAAGUCAUCAAAGAAUUACAAACUCUGACAUCCACAAAAGUUGUCUACAUAUUGCUAUAGAGAGACCAACAGAGUCAGCCAUGCUUCUAAGCCUUACUGGUGUUCGUUCUAUAAUAGCCAACCAGUGGCACACUACCUUGCAAGAGAAUGCGGAAAGGCUAGAGAUACUGUCUGAGAAUUUGUUGAGCAUUGCUAGAACAACUGGGCAGACAGUCCAUAGCCUUCAAAAGAGGAAGAUUAACAGAGAAAGAGAUUCCAUUGAAAUGGAAAUGGAUUCUCACAGCUCUCCUAGAGACAAAGCAGAAGAACAGACCACUUCCUCAAGUCUUCCUGCAACUCAUCCAUCCUUUUUCAAUUGUGUGCUGUAUGGUUUACCCAAUAUAAUUAUUAUGUAAUUUGUGUCAGACUUUUCUUACCGGGAAUGCCACUGCACUGUGCUCAAGGCAAACUUGGCAUUUAAAGAUGUAGCAGAUGCUUUUUUCUAUAUGGUCUGAGAGGUGAGCUUAAAAAAAAUGUACAUUUUGCUGAUAGACUUUCAGUUUCAGAUGUAAACAGUUUGAUAUUAGAAAAAGUGUCAGAAAAUAUAAAAUACAUAGAUUUUAGAGAUUUCACUUAGUACUCUGAACUCAAUGAAUUCCUAGGAGAAUUUGGUGAGUACCAACACAUUUUAAAGGAAAUUAGUCAUGUAUUUUUGGGCAUUGAUGCAUGAGUGGAACUGGAAUGUAUUGUUGUCAGUACUUUCAUUUGGAAAAACUUUUCCUUGAUGAAUUUUGUUCUUAUAUUGAGGAUUUAGCAGGAGCAUAGCUUAAAAAUGUGCCAACAUCAUUUUACUUGAUUUCUAACUUCUUACAUAGCAAUAAAAUUGUGAUGUCUGUUUCCUGUGAUACACUGUUUUUGUGUGCCUGAUAGAUCAUUAAAAUGGCACUGAAAAGAUACUGUUCUUGGCUACCUGCUGUGCUGUAGU